GGGAGUGGGGUAGAUUUACGGUCUUGCCCGUACAACAGCAACAACAAUAACGAGACAGACAAAAUACACGAAACAGUCGCUCUAUCUGGAUAUCAGAUGACAAAGGACACUCAUCCCUGGGAGAUGGAAAAGCAACGAGGUAAGCCUUCCGAUUGCCCAGUUUAUUGCCUUUGAGAGGGUUUCCAGUUUCCAGUAGAGGAAGGAGGAACUGAGGUGGAGUCCAGCAGACUUCCUGAGCCAAGGACGGAGCUGAGAAUGUGGGGAGAGCAAAGCAGCUGUAGUUCAUAGGACAGAGCAGCAGAGAGGAGAGGUCUGCAGAGGGCCUCCCACGAGGACUCAAGAGCACAGAGCAGCACAUGUGUGAGGAAACUCCCUGAGGACAGGGAAGGAAUCCUCUAAAGGGUUGGAGGGAACAGUCCUGAUGUUUGCAUGGGGACUACUGUUCCUACGGGCUAGGCUGGAAAACUCCUGUAAUUCCUGGAGCAUUGGGAAUGGAGCUAUUUAUGUAAAGCACUGAAAGGAAAAAUAACUCUACUUAGAGUCUGUAUUCAGCAAAAAUACAUUUCAACAACAAAGACAAGACCACCAACAGAAUGAGAGAAAAUAGUUGGAAAUUACACAUCUGAUAAGGGUUUAAUAUACACAGAAUACGUAAACAUGUUUGUGUAUGUAUACAUGCUCAUAUGUAGAAUGUACAGAGAACUACAACUCAAUAACAAAAACACAAACUUAACUAAUUUAAAAAUGGGCAAAGGACUUGAAAAGACACUUGUCCGAUGGCCACUAAGUACGUGAAAAUAAUGCAUAUCAAAACUACAAUGAAAUAUCACUUCAAACCAACUAGGAUUGCUGUAAUAAUCUAAAAAAUGGAAUAACAAGUUUUGGCAAGCAUGUGGGGAAACUGGAACCUUGGAUGUUGCUGGCGUGACUGAAAGGAUGCUACUACUGUGGAAAAGUUUUGUGGGUCCUCAGGGAGCUCAGCACACAAUUACCUUAUGACCCAACGAUUCUGCUCCUAGGUACAGACCCGAAGGGAUUGAAAGCAGGGACUCAAGCAGGUCCUUGUACACCAGUGUUCACAGCAGCACCUUUCACAAGACCCACUAGAUGGAAACAACCCAAGGGUCCAUCCACAGACGAUGGGGUGAACAACAUGGUCUGUCCAUACACUGGAAUAUUACCUGGCCAUUAUAAGGAGUGAAGGUCUGAUUUCAUGCCACAGCAUGGAUGAACCUUGAAGACAUUAUGCUGAGUCAAGUAAGCUAGACACAAAAGGACAGAUAUUGUAUGAAUCUAUUUACAUGAUUCUCUAGAAUUGGUAAAUUCAGAGAGACAGUAGGUUAUCAGAGUCUGAGGAAUAGGGAGUUUGCUUAAUGUUUCAGAGUUUCCAUUGGGUGAUUAGAAAGUUUAGAAUUCUUAGUGAGGGUUGUACAAUAUUGUGAAUGUAAUUAAUGCCACUGAAUUGUACACUUAGCAAUAAUUAGCAAAUUUUGUUAAUUUUUUUACUAGAAUUUUAAAGAUGAAUAAUGUAAUUACCAAAAACCAUUGUGAUUGUGUACUUUGAGUGGAUGAAUUGUAUGGUAUGUGAAUUAUGUCUCAGUAAAGCUGUUUUGAAAAAAAAAAAAAAAAAGCAAAAUGAAGACAUUCUCAGAUUUAAAAAGCUGAAAGAAUUUAUUACCAGCAGACCCACAUUGCAGGAAAUGUUAAAAGAUGUCCUUCAGGGAGAAAGGAAAUGAAACCAAAUGGAAAUCUGGAUCUACUGGAAAGAAUGAAAAGCACUGGCAAUGGUAACUACGUAGGAUCUUCAUUACUGAAAAAAGCAUCAUCAAGAGCAAGGAGGGCAUGGAGACCAAGUUGUUAACGGCCCGGUCCCAUGCACUGGUGACCUUCAAGGAUGUACUUGUGAACUUCACCAGGGAGGAGUGGAAGCUGCUGGAUACUGCUCAGCAGAUCAUGUACAAAGACGUGAUGCUGGAGAACUAUAAGAACCUGGUUUCCUUGGGGCAUCAGCUUCCCAAACCAGAGGUGAUCCUCCAGUUGGAGAAAGGGGAAGAGCCGUGGCUGGUGGAGAGGGGGACUCACCGGGAGACCCACCCAGAUUUGGACACUGCGGUUGAGAUUAAAUCAUCAGUGUCCAGUAAGAGCAUUUCUAAAGAUAAACAAUCCUAUGGCAUUAAAAUGGAAGGAAUCCCAAAGAACGAUCUCUGGUAUUUGUCAUUAGAAGAAGUCUGGAAGUGUGAAGACCAGUUGGACAAGUAUCAGGAAAAUCAGGAGAGACAUUUGAGGCAAGUGGCAUUCACCCAAAAGAAAGCACUUACUCAGGAGAGAGUCUGUGAAAACGGUAAAUAUGGGGGAAAUUGUCUUCUUCCUGCUCAACUAGUGCUGAGGGAGUAUUUCCACAAACAUGACUCACAUACUAAAAGUUUAAAACAUAAUUUAGUUUUUAGUGGUCAUCAGGAAAGCUAUGCAAGUAAUAGUAGUGAAUGUGGUCAAACCUUCUGUCAAAACAUUCAUCUUAUUCAGUUUGCAAGAACUCAACCAGGAGAUAAGUCUUACAAAUGCCCCGAUUCUGUCAACUCUCUUACCGGUGGUACAUCCCUUGGUGUAUCGAAGGGCAUACAUAGGGAGAAACCAUAUGAAUGUAAGGAGUGUGGAAAAUUCUUUAGCUGGCGUUCUAAUCUUACCAGGCACCGGCUUAUUCAUACUGGAGAAAAACCCUAUGAAUGUAAAGAGUGUGGAAAGUCUUUCAGCCGGAGUUCUCACCUCAUUGGACAUCAGAAGACUCACACUGGUGAGGAACCCUAUGAAUGUAAAGAGUGUGGCAAGUCCUUCAGCUGGUUCUCUCACCUUGUGACCCACCAGAGAACUCACACAGGAGACAAACUGUACACGUGCAGCCAGUGUGGGAAGUCAUUUGUUCACAGCUCCAGGCUCAUUAGGCACCAGAGAACUCAUACUGGAGAGAAACCUUAUGAAUGUCCUGAGUGUGGGAAGUCUUUCAGACAGAGCACACAUCUCAUUCUGCAUCAGAGAACUCAUGUCAGAGUGAGGCCCUACGAAUGUAACGAGUGUGGGAAGUCGUAUAGCCAGAGGUCUCACCUUGUGGUGCACCACAGGACUCACACGGGACUGAAGCCCUUUGAGUGUAAAGACUGCGGAAAAUGCUUCAGUAGGAGCUCUCACCUUUUCUCCCAUCAGAGGACCCACACCGGAGAGAAACCAUAUGAAUGCCACGACUGUGGGAAGUCCUUCAGCCAGAGUUCUGCCCUCAUCGUGCAUCAGAGAAUUCAUACUGGAGAGAAGCCAUAUGAAUGCUGCCAGUGUGGGAAAGCCUUCAUUCGGAAGAACGACCUCAUUAAGCAUCAGAGGGUUCAUGUUGGGGAAGAGACCUAUAAAUGUAAUCAGUGUGGGAUGAUCUUCAGCCAGAACUCUCCGUUGAUAGUACAUCAAAUAGCCCACACUGGAGAGCAGUUCUUAACUUGUAACCAGUGUGGGACAGCGCUUGUUAAUAGUCCUAACCUUAUUCGAUAUCAGACAAAUCAUAUUAGAGAGAGUACUUAUUAAUAUUACGAAUGUGGAAAGUUCUUUACAAAGAGCAAUAACUUGGUUUUACAUUAGAAACUCCUUCUGGAGGGAAGCAGCGUCGAUGUAAUCUGUGCGGAAAUGCUUUCAAUCUUGUCACUACCCUCUUGUGCACUAGAGAAUUGGUCUUAGAAGGAGAAAUAACCUACAGAUUUCAUUGUAGUACAAAAACAUAUCAGCUUUUCUUUCCACAAGUUCCUAUAAAAGCGGUUGUCCUUGGAGCAUUCUUGACCGAGCCUUAAAAUGCUAGAAUCUGAGAAGGAACCAUUAAGUAGGUGGGAGAUUAUCCAGCUUCAUUGCCUUCUUCAAAAAGAUGUCAGUCAGAAUGAUACUUCAGAAGGAUAAGUCAAUGAGAGUUCCUAUUGCAAAGAAUAAAAAAUUGAUAGUUAUUGUAAAAAAGUGGAAAAUAAUAUUCCAGUGAAAUAACCUGCCAUAUUUUUACUUGAUUGUCCUUCUGGGACAGUUAGUAGUGUCUACUCUUUUAUGUGUCUGAUAUAAACCACAUUUUGGUUAGCAGGGAAAACACUUAUAAUGUAAAGCUGAAAAAGAACACAUUUACUAGUAAUGGUACUUAUUUUGAGUAUAUUUGCAUGUGAGCAAGAAUCAAAAAACUCUGGAUAAUGAACAGAAUCGAUUUGCUAGGUGAUGGGAUUGGGUGAGUUUUAGAGUUUAUUCCGUGUUACUCCAAUAAUUAUUUGAAGAUAUUUUUAAACAUUAAAAAGGAUAUCCAGUUUCUCGAUUCUGUCAUCAAGGAUGCUUAAGGACCACCUGCUAGCAAGUUUCCCAUCCUACGUUGUUUGGGUCAUGGAAUUGUGCUCUUUGAGACCGUGUGCUGAAGGCUCCUGGGAAUUUAAACACAGGGUUUCUUUGGAGUCUGAGACCUAGAAGAUUAGGUGUUUGAGCACACGAGGGAGGGUCCCCUUUGAGUGGGAGCAGGUACCUGGGCCAUUCUUAGAGCAGCUAUGCUCAUGAAAUAAACAGCACUGCUCAAAGCCACCCUCCUUCCAAGGUAGUCUUUUACCUUUAUAAAGGAAACUUCGUGGCUAAGUGCACAAGCUUGAGCUACACUACCUGAGUUGAAAUUCCACCUCUGUCCUUAACUUGCUGGGUGAACUUGGGCAUGCUGCCUAACAUCGGUGCCUCCUCUGUAAAUGAGGGACGUUACUUACCUUGUAGGACCGUGGUGAGUAUUAACUGAGUAAACAUACAAACAGCUUAGAAUAGUGCCUGACGUAUAUUAAGUGCUUUAUUGUUGUUAGCUGUGGUAACUGGUGUCACUGUUGUUGCCCCACCUCCGGUGUGCGUCAUUGAAUUAAACCCGCUUGCCGGCGAGCAAGAGCUCCUGGAGCUCUCACUUCCUUCCCAGCCACGUUUCCUUCUUACCUACAUCAGCACUUCUCAACCUGAGGAAAUCACUACCCGUAGUGGGUGUAACAACUCACUUCUGAGGAUCAGUAAACAACUUUUAAUAUUGUAUGCAAAAUCAUCUCGUUUGUACAGAAGUUUUCUCUUCUAGGGAGAGAAGCCUGAUCUUCAGAUUCUGUGGUAAGUUCAUGACCCAAAAAAGACUCAGAAAGAGAACCUGUUUUAACUCUCUGUUUCAUUCUAUAAAUGGAUCUCUGUGAAGGACUAGCCGUUAUUUGCCAUUUUCUAGCAAACAAAAUAUAUUUUAGAUGCUUAAUGAUCGAUUGUUGAGUGAUAAGUACUUUUGAGACCAGGAGGACAAAGAUCUUGAUGUCUCUGUCCCAGGAAAAAUCUAGAAAUGACUGUCAGGACUUCACAAGGAGCAGGAGACCAUCUACCAUGUAAUCUUCGUUCCAAUUUUAGUAUAUGUGCUGCUGCAGCGAGCACCUAAUGUGUAAUCUUCAUUGUGCAGUUGAGAUCAAGUGAGUUGGCACUGGUCUCACAUUUUGAGUGAAGUCAGACCAAGAACUAGAUCCUGGGUUCCUCAAUUAGUGCUGCGUUCUUCAGUGCAUAUAUGUAUCAUUCGCAUGUAUAAUGUCCUCCUAUCAGGGAUCGUUUUCAUGGUAAGCAGUGGUUCUUAAUGGGAGUCGAAGAGUGGUCCCUUAACCGGGCCUCUUAGAGUUUCUGAUAACCUAUGGCUCAAUUUUCCUCAACUGUAUAACGGAGUUAUUUCUAGUAUCUACCUCAGAGGGUUGUUGUGGGGAUUAAGUGAGAUAAUGUGUAUAAAGUAUUUAAAACAGUGCCUGGCCCACAAGUACUAAAUGUGUUAGCUACUACUACUGUUAUUAACACACCAAGGAAUGUAGGAAGAGAGAAACGUCUAUGGAUGGUCACUAAAACAUUACUUACGAUAGUGCAGACUUUGCAAUGUAGAAAUGUAUAAUAGCAGAAUGGUUAUAGUGUAUCCGUGUCAUGGAGUAUUACACAGACGUUAAAAUUAAUGCAAACUGUUGACAAGAAAAAUGUUGAUGUUGUCAUGUGUUUUGAAAAAAGCAUGAUGAAUAGUUGUUAAUAUGGAGUAAACUGAAAUGUAUAAAAAUAAAGCCAUUGUAAAUAACUGAAAUGAAUCUUGCUUAAAACUCUUAAGGAAAUUUGUCAAAAGAUUAAGAGCAGUUAACUUUCUUUUUUUUCUUUAUUCUUGUUUUGUAGUUUUCUAUUUUUUCCCAAAGUCUCUUCAACAAAUACAAAUUACUUUUAUAUUACAGUUUCUUCAGUAAAGGAAUUUUUUCUCUUCCAAAGUUUUUGUCUACAAAUAAGCUGCCAGAACCUUAACCAUGGAACUUGGCAGCAGAUAAACCAGUGGUUGGCUGGGGAUGGGAGAGUGACUGACAACAGACGGGACCCCAAGGGAACCAUCAGGGAUGAUCUGUAUCUUGACUGGUGGUGGUUCCGUGACUGUACUUGUCUGUUAAACUCAUCAGAGUAUACAUUUUAAGUGGGUCCAGUUUGUUGUAUGCAAAUUUUAUCUCAAUAAAAUUGAUUUUUUCAAAAUA
Messenger RNA from Leopardus geoffroyi (Geoffroy's cat), 6539 nucleotides. RefSeq names its product zinc finger protein 10 (gene ZNF10). The record is from RefSeq and is a predicted model, not a curated record. Gene Ontology annotation, molecular function: RNA polymerase II cis-regulatory region sequence-specific DNA binding; DNA-binding transcription activator activity, RNA polymerase II-specific. NCBI's taxonomy places the organism in Eukaryota, Metazoa, Chordata, Mammalia, Carnivora, Felidae. Gene Ontology annotation, cellular component: nucleus. Bases 1843 to 3564 code for a protein of 573 amino acids. The transcript has 5 exons. Gene Ontology annotation, biological process: regulation of transcription by RNA polymerase II.